GAAGUGAGCGAAGUUUCCUUCUUAGCAGAAAGAAGCCUAACCAAUCUUUUAAAUCAUCCAGUUCGGUAAAUACUCGACGCAACAUUUUUUAAGUUAUAAUCUCUUUUUAUAGAAAGCAAAUUAAGAUAUUUGCAUUUAGUUGAGACUUUGAUAAACAGAACGAAGUCGUUUUUCAACUUAAGCUCUGUGGCCUGACAAGAUAAGGAAGCCAGUGUCUGGAACAAGAAAUCCUUGUUCUGGAAACAAAAUGACCGGCUGGCGAUUUAUCUUAAUUACAAUAGUCUUAAUGAAGACGAAAGAUUCUCGUGUGAUCAACGGGCAGGUUUCCCCAGAUAAUUUAAAUCCAUAUUACAAUGAAUCUAUGGAGAUCGAGAAACGCCUCCCGGAGCAUGUACUUCCCAGGAAAUACGUAAUUGCGAUCUCGCCUGACUUUCAAAAGGACAAAUUUCACGGUAGCAUUCGUAUCGAUCUCGAAUUAUUAAAAGACCAAAGUUAUAUUACUUUACAUUCGAAGGAUCUGACCAUAUCAUCAACCAAAUUGUACACAAAGAAAUCUCAAACUGAAAUUCAAAUACAGUCGGUCUUUCCUGUAAGAAAACGUGAGAUGUUGGUUAUCAAACCUUAUAGAAAUAUCUCUUUAGGAGAGUAUUAUUUGAAAAUGAAUUUCAGUGGUAGAUUAAAAGGAAAAAUAAGUGGAUUCUAUUUAAGUACCUAUGUUGAUGAAAAUAAAUCCAUUAGAAAGUUAGCAGUGUCCCAAUUCGAGCCAUUCUACGCUAGAACAGCGUUUCCUUGCUUCGAUGAGCCAAGCUUCAAAUCCAUUUUUCUUAUUCGUCUCGUUUAUUCCAAGAAGCUUUUUUAUCACGCUCAAUCAAACAUGCCAAUUGUAGAAAUGGAGACGAUGGGAGACGACAAUGAUAAAACGAUCGCAUACUUUGAACCUACGCCACCGAUGUCCACUUAUCUUGUUGCCUUUUUGGUCAGUGACUUUGAGUGUUUAGGGACUCACAUGAACCUUCUGAACGAAAGUAAAAUACCAGUUGCUGUAUGUGUGAGGCCUAUGUUCAAACAAAAGGCAGCAUUCGCCUUAAACAUCACGAUUAAAGCGAUGAAGUUUUAUCUGGAGACUUUUCAGAUUGAUUAUCCACUGCCAAAAUUGGAUCUGAUCGGUGUGCCCGAUUUCACGACAGGCGCCAUGGAAAACUGGGGUCUCAUCACAUUCCGUGAAACGCAGCUGCUUCACAGCGAAAACGAUAGUUCUUGCACCAAUAUGAGAAGAGUCAGCUUGACUGUGGCCCAUGAAUUGGCACACAUGUGGUUUGGCAAUCUGGUUACCAUGAAAUGGUGGGACGAUCUUUGGUUGAACGAAGGAUUCGCCACAUACAUGGAACACAUAGCAGUUGACUUCUUGUUCCCAGAAUGGAAACUAAUGGAUUCAUUCCCAUUAUACACUAAAUACAUCUCUAUGAGACACGACGUUAAAUUACGCACCCGCUCAGUUGUAAAACGGAUCGAAGAUUUGAACGAAAUAGAAGAAAUGUUCGAUCGGAUUUCCUAUCAGAAAGCGGCGUCGGUGAUUAGGAUGCUCGAGGACACCGUUGGCAAUUCUAAGUUGAUUUCUGCUGUCAGGAAGUAUCUGAGAAGAUACCAGUUUCGUAACGCGGAGUCUCGCGAGCUGUUCGAUAUCCUGGGGAACACCACGCAAGCCACCAUUGACAUCGUCGAUUUCGUCCGCCGAUGGAUGAGAUUCCCUGGAUUUCCGGUGAUCAAUGUCCGCCGAGACAAAGCAGGCUUUCAACUAUUACAGCGGCGCUUCGCCACGAGUAGACGAUUUAGUGAAACGAUCGACGACGGGAGUUGGACAAUUCCAAUAAGAUACGUAACAAGCAGGAAGGAUGGCGUCAAGCUGGAUUGGUUCCUCGCAAACUACUCCUGCGUGGAAUUGUCACUGGAGAAGUCAGUGGAUUGGAUCAAAUUGAAUCAUGAUUCGAUCGGCUAUUACAUCGUGAACUACACGGAAGAUGCCUGGAACGUUUUCGGCAAUUUAUUAUUCUACAAUCCUUCAGCGUUAAGUGCUAUGAACAGAGCGGACUUGUUGCACGACGCUUUUCUUCUAGCAGGAGCUGGCUUAAAUUAUUCUACAGCUAUGAAUUUAACUUUUUACCUGAUGAACGAACAUGCUUAUCAAUCAUGGGCUGUGGCUAUGGAAUGGUUCGGACAAAUGAACAGACUUCUUCAUAAAACCCACGUACUUCGACGUUUUCGAUCAUACGCGAGAAGUCUGGUAGACAAAAUUUAUCAUCAAGUGGGAUGGCAUAAUUAUGAAAAAGAUUCGUUCAAAGACAGAGAGUUCCGUGUCUUGAUAUUGAACGCAGCUUGCAGCGUAGGCCACGACCACUGCCUGAAGACAACCGGAAGGAGGCUGCGAAAGUUCCUAUUGGAGAACACUGAUGGUACCCGGCAAAUGCUGCCAGAUAUUCGCUCUAUCGUCUACUCGUACGGUCUCGUUAAGAUGUCGGACGACGUUGGAUCGAUGUUCGAGAAAAUGUCGCGGCUGCUCGAGACGGUGAACGACGCGCAGGAAAAGGAACGUUUGAUGAUCGGGAUGACCGGAGUUCCGGACAAAGAUAUUCUUCAUCGAUAUCUAGAACGAGCAACAGACGAGACGUUCAUUCGUGGACAAGACUUUGCAACGCUGUUGAUCAAGAUCGCCAUGAAUCCCGUGGGAUUGGACGUCGCUUGGAAUUUCGUGCGAUCUCGAUGGGAAACACUACUUGUAAAAUACGAAAGAAACGAGUACACUUUAGGAAAUAUCGUCUGCACAGUUGUAUCCUUGUUUAAAGAUCGUGAGAAAUUACGAGAGGCGACGCAAUUCUUUCGAGAAAAGGCCGACUUGAAAGUGACUGAGAACGCAAAGAGAAACGCAAUCGAGGAGAUCGAAAACAACAUCGAUUGGUUGGAUGCAAACUCUCGAAGCAUCGAGCAAUGGCUGUCGUCUAAUGGCUUCGAUUGAUAGCCGCUCUUUUAAUACGAGACGAGAUGUACGAUUCAACUGGAACGCCGUAUCUAUGUCAAAUAUUUAAUUAACGGAAACAUUCCGAGUGUAUUUUGGAAUCCAUUAUCGGCCACGAUUAACGCGAUCAGAUUAAUGUUCCCCGAUUUGUCUAGAAAUACCCGAUCGAUAUCUCCUCUGUAGUAACCUACGUCCAAUUUUCAAUAAGUCCUAGUAAACCGCUAUUCGCGAACAAACUAAAUAAUGUCUGCCACUAUCGAUUACCCAAAUAUUUUAAUU
This is a messenger RNA of Frieseomelitta varia, 3289 nucleotides long. RefSeq names its product glutamyl aminopeptidase-like. Bases 248 to 3010 code for a protein of 920 amino acids. The record is from RefSeq and is a predicted model, not a curated record. The transcript has 16 exons. Gene Ontology annotation, molecular function: zinc ion binding; peptide binding; metalloaminopeptidase activity. Gene Ontology annotation, cellular component: cytoplasm. NCBI's taxonomy places the organism in Eukaryota, Metazoa, Arthropoda, Insecta, Hymenoptera, Apidae. Gene Ontology annotation, biological process: proteolysis; peptide catabolic process.